UCCCGUAGCUACCCAAGCCUGUAUCUACCUGCAGAAAUUGGUUAGCUCCCAAUACCACUCCUGGUAAUUGACGAAACCAAAGACAAUUUCUGAAAACAAAUGCUAUAGGAAUAAACAUGUGUAUUAGGAACACAUGUGUAAUGUGCUUCAGCAGCAGAAUGCUAUUAUCAGCUUUUGUUUGUAUCAUUUGAAUUUUGCUUUAGUUUGGCAUUCCAGGCACCCUGCUUAUGUUCUUUCUUUGACUCAGAAGAUCAGAACAAAAUAUGGUGUAAGCGUGCACUGUAUAAAGUAGAAGAAUCUGCUUGCAUUUGUUCUGGAAAGGUUAGCCAUUGAAUCAAGCAUGGAUUAAUACAGAAGAUGGAGUUGGGUUGACAUCCAAAUUGAUGUAGAGGGUUCCAUCUUUAAGAUGAUUUGAUCCCCCUUCUCAUUUGCAUUCCUUUAACAAAAUUACAUAUUGUGUUUAGAUCCCCACUGAGUGUGACACUGGAAUAUUUGUUUUUCUGUUCACAAUCUUAGAGUUAAGCGCAUCUACAAAUAUUAUUUAAUGGGCUUGAUUCUGCUUUGGGUUGUGGCAGUGUGCUUUGCUGCGCAAAACAGGAAGUUGCCUUUAUAAUGAAUCAAAUUAUGAGUUCAUGUAGCUCAAUAUUGUUUUUGCUGACUGGCAGUGGGUUUCAGGCAGGAGUUGUUCCCAGAUGUCAGGAAUUGAGCCCUAGACUUCUACAUGCACAGCAUGUGCUCUGUCACCAAGCUAUGGUCCUCUCUCAAAUAAAGUCUCCAAGAAAAUGAGUGACGACUCCAACUUUUAACUAUCUGAAUAUUAAGUGAAUCUUAAUUAACUUAAUUUGUAGUUUUUAUGGAUUGUACAAGAACUAAUUCCCAUUAUAUGUUGCCCAUAGUGUGGCAUGAACAAAAGGCAACUACGCUAUUUGUUGCUUAUCAGAGUUAUCCCUCCUGGUUUUCUUUAUAGAGUAUAUAUUGUUUUAAAAGUAUGUGCUGUCCCAGAUUUUUCUUACACUCCACCCAGGGUCUUUUACACAAUUCUGUUGACUAAUGCCAUAUUUAAAUUUAUUUAGCCUCAUAUUUUUCUGUCUUUCUUAGGCUAAAGAAAAAUAUAAUUAAGGGUCCCUAGGAGCAAAAGCAUAAACUCUCCUCAGGUGUUGGAUUUUCUUUCUCCUUCCAAGGACAGCUGAAAAAAUAAAAUUGGAAAAACAAACAAAUGAAUAAAUAAUUGAGCAGUUGCAAUGGAUUUUUAACUGGUGUCCCAUCUUCUUUUUAGUUUUCUGAUUAAUAUUGUUUUGUUUUGUCUCAUACUUUUAUCAAUGUAGUUUAUGUUAUAUACACGGAAAAGAAUUUGGUACCUUUUUAUAUUUUGUUUAUGCUUUGAUUCUUCAAGACACGAGGGGCAGGAGGUUAAGUUCUCUCUGUGAAGUCUUUCAACUUGAAAUCAAAUGUCAAGACUGGGGAAGGAAUAAUUUCUGUUCAACAAGGAGCAAUAGGAGUUUCUUUCCCCAGUAUCUCCAAGUAGGGCUGCAAGAUAAUCCUUCCUGAAACUCUGAAGAACCACUUCCAGUCAGUGUAGACAAAACUGAGCUUGAUGGAAAGAUGGUCUGACUCAAUAUAAGGCAACUUCCACUGCUACCAUGCUAAUACUCCAACUAAGAGGUUGGAGAUAGAGGCUUGAUUGAGUCGUGCCUAUUAGGAACUUGGGUUCCACCAAAGUAAGAUUUUGAAUUGUUGAACCAAUCUCAGAAGGUGAUUCACAUAACUAUAUCCUGGUGGUUUCAAAAUGCUGUUGAAUAGAUUUUGUGAAUGAUUCAACACUUGUCCACUUUGUGAGUCACUACAACCAGGCUUAAUCCAUCCUUGGAAAAACGUCAAUAAUAUGGUGAAUUGUGAUUUUGGAAAAAAUAUACAAUGUCCGUUACACAUCUUAAAUGACCAAAAAGCCAAAUCGGGUUGACUUCAUUAUAUGCAAAUGUCUAUGAAUGAAACUUGAAACUUACUUGUAUCAUCAUGAGACAGAAUUAUGGCUUUGUUCAAACCAAAGAUAAUGAAAGUGGACUCAGAUGUCCUUGAUCUGGUCAUUAGAACAGCAAAUGUUGGGAUUUUCCAUUUGGUAUCUCUUUAUCACCAACACAUCUUUGUCUGUUUCUCUCCCCCUCCUCCUGUUUUUGAUGCUGGCUGUACAUGCAACACCAAGACUAUGCUGAACAACACCUCGGCCCCUGAAUUCAUCCUACUGGGCUUCUCUGGAUUCCAGGAGUUCCGGAUCCUGUUGUUCUUCAGUUUCUUGGUAGUCUACCUCUUCAUUCUCCUUGGCAAUGCCUUGAUCAUUCUCCUCUCAAAUAUGGAUGUGGCUCUACAUGUCCCCAUGUACUUCUUCCUGAGCAAUUUCUCAUUCCUAGAGAUGUGCUACACCUCAGUCACAGUUCCCCGGCUGCUGGGGGACUUUCUCACUGGCCCCCAAGCCAUCUCCUUGCAGGCUUGCAUCACCCAGAUGUAUUUCUUCUUCUCGCUUGGUACCACAGAAUUUUUCCUCUUGGCUAUUAUGGCCUAUGACAGGUAUUUAGCCAUCUGCCAGCCACUGCAGUAUCCUGUGCUCAUGAACAGCUCUGUCUGUGCUUGCCUAGCCUGCAGUUGCUGGCUGGGGGGCUUCCUGACCCCCUUCUUGCCCAUAGCCUUCAUCUCCCAGCUCCCCUUCAAUGGCAGCAACCAGAUCAACCACUUCUUCUGUGACACGAGCCCCUUAAUUAACUUAUCGACUGGAGACACCUUCAUGGCAGACACAAUGGUCUUUCUUGUCUCUGCAGUGAUUGUGCUUGUGUCCUUUCUCCUGACUUUGACUUCUUAUGCCCUGAUUGUUUCUACCAUCUUGGAUCUCCCAUCUGCUUCUGGAAGGCACAAGACCUUUUCCACAUGUGCCAGCCAUCUCACGGUGGUCACCAUCUUCUACAGCACUGUCAUCUUCAUGUACCUCUGUCCACAUUCCGGUCAGACUUCUGAACUGGAAAAAGUGGUAUCUGUGUUCUAUACUGUCAUCACCCCAGUGCUGAAUCCCAUCAUCUAUACCCUCAGGAACAAAGAUGUGAAAAAAGCCUUGGGAAAGGUCCUCAGCCGAGUAAAGAACACGUGUCUGAAGAACACACAGAGAACUGCCCUUAUUGUAUUGUCAUGAACCUCGGCAUACUCAAGUUGUUUGUGCAUUGCUGUGAAUUUGCACUGAGAAUUUUGUAAAAAGACAGGUAUUUGUUAAAUGCAUUUUAGUUUAUAUUAAAACUACAUUUCAAGGUCUUUGUAAAGAAACAUGGCGACAUCCGAAAAGAGUCAUCUAAAAAUAAUUACAAGCAAUAUAUUAUCAACACACAAUUUGUGCUGAGCACUUGUCUGCAGGGGUCUUUUGUUGCUGGGGUCCAUUAUUCUUUCAGUGACAGACAUAAAAAACUCAUGCACUGAAGCCAGGUUAGGGAGAUCUUUCAUAAGUUCAGGACAUUUCUUUUCUACUCAACUGUCAUCUUCUGAUAUAUUUACAUUACAGUAACCCUUAGCCAACAUUUGCUAGGUGUUCCACAUGGACAUGAUAAAAGCUUCAAGCAGAACAGUCCAACUAUUAGGACAGAAUACUAGCAGUGAUGGUGAGCAUGACUGAGUGAAAAAUAUUAGAGCUGAAAAUUUGAAAUACACAUUCAAGAGAAGCAGCUGCUGUUGCCUUUGCACUUCAGCAUGUAGAAACCACAUAUUUGAAUGUUCUCCCAUGCAUAGCCUCACCACCACAAACACAUACAUACACACACCUUAUCAGGGAGAAGGGUUCUAUCAUAGUCUUCUUGCAGGCAUGCCCAUUUUCUACUCUUUGGAAUUUUCUUUAUAUUCAGCCAUACAAUACUAUCCUCUGCCACCUGAAGUGGUAAAUUCCACCAGAAGCAGCACUUGUUUCUGCUGAUCAUGGAACUUAGCUUGCAAGGUGGCUAUGGAUGACUGCAGUCAUGAGCUGGUUUUCUGUAGUAUCUGGCAAACAUUGUGCAACUGCUGGUAGUAUUUUUCUCACAUUGUGUCUGGAUUAGAGAUGGAAAGGCCUGGGGAAAAACUGGAAAAAUUGGGGGGGUACAGGUCCCCCCCCCAUUUUUCCGGUUUCCCCCCAGGCCUUCCCAUCUCCAGCCUGGAUGCUGUAGGGACUGGCUUCCCACUUGGUGAGAGUGGGGUACACAUGUCAUACCUAGGAUAAAUGGUCAUUUGGAGCCACUAUAUUUUAUAAGGGGAAGCUGGAAUUUUUAUUUCUAAUCUCAAUGCAGGGAUCACUUUAGUCCUGGGUCAACCACAGGGACCCCAUGUCUAUUUCCAUUCCCUUCUUAGCUCCUGUAAUGGAGGUGAAAUGUGAUGUUCUUUAAACCCAUGGCAAUAAGGUGAAUUAAUGGCUGCCAGAGUGAAGUCUUUACCCCAUAACUUUCUCCACGACCCUUUUAACUGGGUUGUGCCCCUGCUCAGGGUCUUUAUUUUUGUUGUCACACUUGUGGUUGGAAAGCAUUGUCCAUCCAGAUCAAACUGGUUAGUGACUCUGAAUGGCUUGUUUUUGCCUGCCAUUGUAGAAUAUGGCUUCACUUGCUUCCACGAGAAGCCCCAUCAAAAGCUAAAAAGAAGUUGGGAGCAUGCUUUGGGUCAGUUCACAAAUCCACAUUCAUUCACUUUAGCAUCAAAUGGGGACAUGCAAGGGUGAAUCAGCCACCGUAGAUAUGAUACCCAGACUUCUGCCUAGUGUGCUGCUUUUUGAUUGAGUCAUUCACACAUUCAGCUGCUAGUUAUCAAACGUACAGUGAACAAUUUAUUUGAGUGACCAAAGCUCAGUGCAUGCACAAGGAUCCCAGAUUCAAUUCCUGGCAUAUCCCACUUCCAAAGCUCUUCCAAAGCAGGCUGAGAGAGAGAUCUGCCUGAAAUCCUCAAGGGUUACUGCUGGUCAAAGUAGACAAUGCUGGGGUGGGUGGACCAAUGAUCUGACUGUAAAUGGCAGGUUCCUAUGCACUCAUCUUUUUGAGUCAAAGGCUUGGAGCUUUCUGUAGAGCAAUGGAAAACACUGAUAAAACCAAAUUUCUUGAAUUUGCGGAGAUGGCAAAAUUAACAUUAACAAAAUUAACAUUUUGUUAGAGUAGUUAGAGGCUAAUCAAAAAAUUAAUAAAGAGUGGGAAUGCGUUAAGGAAUACAUGAAAAAAGUCAGUGCUGGAGCUUAAUAAUUAAUAUGCAAAAAUUUUAAAGGCACAAGGAGAUAGGAUAAUAAUAUAUUAAGGAUGGAAAAUAAAGUGAAUAACGCAACAAUAACAAAAAUAAUAGUGGGUAAAGAA
Molecule: messenger RNA, 5330 nt
Organism: Podarcis muralis (Common wall lizard)
Lineage: Eukaryota; Metazoa; Chordata; Lepidosauria; Squamata; Lacertidae
Product: olfactory receptor 11L1-like
Biological process (GO): G protein-coupled receptor signaling pathway
Cellular component (GO): membrane
Molecular function (GO): G protein-coupled receptor activity; olfactory receptor activity
Source: RefSeq, a predicted model, not a curated record